AGAGCUGGUCACUCUAUAGGUUGUUAAAAAAAACUUUUUGUUAUUAUUUACCUUUUUAAGGAAAGUUAAACUGCAAUUGCACAGGAUCUGAGUUCUUUUAACAAAAAAGACGAAGGGAAACACUCCAGCACCAAAAAAUCUCAACAGCAGGUGGGGAAAUAGAGUUAACUGGACAGAAGCCCAUGCGACCAUUUGUUUACGUUUUUAAACAUGUCGGAUUCUAAGAAAGUUGUGCCCGAUGAACCCUUUGAAGCCGAAACCUUCGCCGUGGAGCUCAAGGAAGCCAUUUGGUACACCAUCGGCGAGCUGGUGGAGAUGUUGGAGUGUCCAGGAUGUGGAAUAUCCAUGGUGUCGUUCAAAAACCGCUUUGCCCACGUCAAGAAGUGCUUCAGCAUUAAGCGAAGAGGUCCUUUGUACAGGAUUUACGGGUAUGCCGAGUGCAAGUGUGGCCUACUCAUUGCAGACACGGUUAAGGCUCAGAAACUGCAUUGUUGUUCGGGUAAAGUUCGCCCCUGGAAGCCACCCAAACAUACGGAACAUAUCCUACCAGAUAGUACUGCGUAUGAUUCACCUGCACCUCCUGGACAACUAAUAAUAAAAAGCGAACCUUGCCAGCCCACUGGAAAAACCUGGAUUCGCAACUUUAUCAGCCCCAUUAAGCAGAUGAAUGUUUCAUCCCUAGACGUUUCUUAUUCCAAUAAGCCAACGUCAAGACCACGCGUCCGUAAUUUUGACAGAUCAUCCCGAAAACAGGCGCCAAAAGAAGUCUGUGUGUACUCUAUAAUUAAAAAGAAUGGUGUAAUCUCAGUUGCGGGAAGAUCCAUUUUGCAACAGCGAGGAAGUAACGAAAACCCUGUCAUAAUUAAAAAGCGAAGACUGCGACUACCCGUAGUCAGUCAAAAUGCCAAGGCGUGACCUUUUCUUCACACAAAAUAGAUCUUAAUUAUUAGUAAAGUUACCAGUAAGUCAUAUCCUCAUUGAAUCUGUAUUAGGUCGACUAUUUUGCUUAAGAACUUCUGCUUAGUUACAUAUCGAAUCGUUGUGAAUUUGUUAGAUUUAAGUUUAAAUGCAGUGCACUAUUCAUUUUGACAAGUUUUUUAUUUAAUCUUUAUUUAUUACAAUAAUAUAUGUGCUCAAUUUUCCUUUUAUUUUACUAAGUC
Drosophila suzukii is the source of this 1160-nucleotide messenger RNA. RefSeq lists its product as uncharacterized. The record is from RefSeq and is a predicted model, not a curated record. NCBI's taxonomy places the organism in Eukaryota, Metazoa, Arthropoda, Insecta, Diptera, Drosophilidae.